UCUUCUCUUCCCAACCCCAUCAUCCUGUCCCGGCCUGCCCGCACCAUUUACGCACACCUGACGACGCCCCAGACGCCUGCGCCCGCGCCUGCUGCAAUUAUGACCCUCGGCCCCACAAGUCACAAGCCUCCGAGCGUGCGUCACAUCGAGCAGCGGCGCCGAUUCACGGGUCCAGGCCAGCGGGUGCGAGGACGAGGUGCUGCGGCUGCGGCGCGUCGGCAAGCCUCGGACGAGGUCGGCGCCCUCAAGAGGCAGCGCUCAGCGGGGCAUGCAUCGUCGAGCUCAGCAGGCUUCCUGUCGGCGCUUGCCGACUUUUGCUCUGCUCCUGCUGGAGGCUGUGCUGCUUGGCUCAAAGGCCUGUGGCUCUGGCGCAGCGGGUCGGGCUUGCCAGGUGCAGGCAGAGGGCGCUCUCUGUGGCUCGUGCCAGGGCAAAGGGUUUGCGACCGCUGUUCAUUUCGCCAUGAGAUGCGAAGGAGCUGCCAUUUGAUCCCGAGUCUGGCCCAGAGCACCGUCACAUCGUCCGCCCGCUUCCGUCGGGUGCAGCGAUCCGCACUUGCACUGCCGCACGAGGGGCAAGAGUGGAUGAUCUGCGCUGCGGGCAGAUCUCAGCCGUGACAGGAGCAGCUCUGAUCAGGCUGGCCGCCAUGGAGCCGAAGCUGCACCUCUGUCACGGUACAUGACAGCUUUGCCA
Tilletiopsis washingtonensis is the source of this 691-nucleotide messenger RNA. RefSeq lists its product as hypothetical. The transcript has 2 exons. The record is from RefSeq and is a predicted model, not a curated record. Lineage: Eukaryota; Fungi; Basidiomycota; Exobasidiomycetes; Entylomatales. Bases 100 to 615 code for a protein of 171 amino acids.